This is a messenger RNA of Catharus ustulatus (Swainson's thrush), 957 nucleotides long. Its product is annotated as UDP-glucuronosyltransferase 1A1-like. The coding region runs from base 1 to 957 and encodes 318 amino acids. Gene Ontology annotation, molecular function: UDP-glycosyltransferase activity. The record is from RefSeq and is a predicted model, not a curated record. The transcript has a single exon. NCBI's taxonomy places the organism in Eukaryota, Metazoa, Chordata, Aves, Passeriformes, Turdidae.
AUGCUUGUGGCACUGCUUCUCCCCUUAUUGUGCCUCCUGAGCCCGGCUGCUGCUGGGAGGCUGCUGGUGAUCCCCAUGGAGGGCAGCCACUGGCUCAGUAUGAAAAAAGUGCUGGUUGAGCUGAGCAAGAGAGGGCACGAAAUCGUGGUCAUUGCACCAGACAACAAAAUCCUGAUUGAUUCCGCGGAUAUCUAUGAACUGAAAACCUACCCUGUACCAUUGACAAAAGAGGACAUGGAAGAACACAUACACGCUGCUACUGCAAGAGCUUUCAACCAAGAACCUUUCCUGGUGAGAUUCUGGAAGCUUUUAGGAGAUUAUCGGAAGAGCGGGACUAUGUUUCAUGCUUCCUGCAAGUCCUUGCUGUACAACCAAGAGCUGAUGAAGUACAUCGGAGACAGUCACUUCGAUGCCCUGCUCACGGAUCCUGUGUCUCCUUGUGGGCAGAUCAUUGCCCUGCACUUCUCCAUCCCCAGUGUUUUCUUCCUGCGGCUGGUCCCAUGUGCCUUAGAGGUUCGCGCGGCUCAGGGCCCGGACCCGCCAUCCUACGUCCCACGCAUGUUCUCGGAAAACACGGACCACAUGACCUUCUCCCAGAGGGUGAGGAACUUCCUGAUUGCCCUUUCUGAGUCCUUCAUCUGCAAUAUCGCCUAUUCUCAAUUUGAAGAGCUGGCCUCAGAGAUCCUCCAAAAACCGAUGACAAUGACAGAGCUUUUAAGUCAUGGAUCGGUCUGGCUGCGGAGAAUUGACUUUGUCUUUGAGUAUCCCAUGCCUGUCAUGCCCAACAUGGUUUUCAUUGGAGGCAUCCACUGUGGAGAGAAGAAGAAGCCGUUACCUCAGGUCAGUGGCUGGCUGGGAGAGGUUGUGGGAGUCACACACCUGCAUGAUCCAAAUGAAGCAUUUUAUAGGGAUGUAUCUUAUCUCUCUCUUGGAGAGAGACUGAAGAGCCUGAAGUGA